Mya arenaria is the source of this 1732-nucleotide messenger RNA. RefSeq names its product AP-3 complex subunit sigma-1-like. Gene Ontology annotation, biological process: intracellular protein transport; Golgi to vacuole transport. Lineage: Eukaryota; Metazoa; Mollusca; Bivalvia; Myida; Myidae. Gene Ontology annotation, cellular component: intracellular membrane-bounded organelle; membrane coat; AP-3 adaptor complex. The record is from RefSeq and is a predicted model, not a curated record. The transcript has 7 exons. Bases 96 to 704 code for a protein of 202 amino acids.
UUUACAACAUUAUAACAUUUCAACAAAUGGCGAGUACAAAGAUAACAUUUCUUUUCCAUUUUUAGAUAAAUCAAGUGUCUACAAAAUAAUUAACCAUGAUUAAGGCAAUUUUAGUAUUCAAUAAUCAUGGAAAGCCACGAAUGUCGAGGUUCUAUCAGUAUUAUCCCGAGGAUAUGCAGCAGCAGAUAGUCCGUGAAACUUUCCACCUAGUAUCCAAGAGAGACGACAAUGUGUGCAAUUUCCUGGAGGGUGGAACGCUGAUCGGUGGCUCAGACUUCAAGAUCAUCUACAGGCACUACGCCACGCUGUACUUCGUGUUUUGUGUGGAUUCCUCCGAGAGUGAGCUGGGGAUCCUGGACCUCAUACAGGUGUUUGUGGAGACCCUGGACAAGUGUUUUGAGAAUGUUUGUGAGCUUGAUCUUAUCUUCCAUGUAGACAAGGUUCACUACAUCUUGGCCGAGCUGGUAAUGGGGGGAAUGGUGCUGGAGACGAACAUGACGGAGAUCAUCACCCGCAUAGAGGAACAGAACAAACUGGAGAAGUCAGAGAAAAAACGUGAUUUAUUGGUAGGGGAAUUAUAUGUAGCGGGCAUUGCAGCAGCGCCAGCCCGGGCCAUGUCUGCCAUGAAGGACAUGAACAUUCCACAGAAGAUCAAGGACAUGAAACUGCCAGAUCUGCCCAGUAUUGGAAACCUCAAGUUUUAAAUGGGGUAUAGGUCACGCAGAUUAAUGCUUUAACUAUAUAUGUGUAUGUGGGUAAAUGUUAACAUGUGUUAUGUUGAAGAUGGUAAGUGUUUUUGGAAGAAUAAAAUUACAAACAUAAAUAUAUAUGGAAGAAUGAUUUUGUUUGACUGUGUGUAUGUGGUAGAAUAAUGGCAUGUGUUUUGGGAGGCAUAAUGACAUGUAAACAGAAUAUGGAAGAAUACUUAUAUGUGAAAUAAGGAGUUGCACAUGUACAUUGUAGAAUUUACAGUCAAAAUGGUGUUUAUAUUGAUUACUUUGUCAUUUUUAUUUCUUGUCAUAACAUUUCACAAACAAAAACAUUUCAAACUAAUAACAUUUCACAAACUAAUAACAUUUUACAAAAUACAGUCAAAACUUGCUAUAUCGAAUUGUUGAGACAAUGGGUAAUACUAUAAGAUAACCAACAUCCCAUUUAAACGAAAUUCAAGAAGCGUCUAACUUAGUCCAACUCCCUAAAUGUUUGACCUAACGAGAACAUCGAGAUAACAGAAUUCUAUAUAGCGAGUUUUGACUGUAUUAGCAUUUCACAAGUGAAGUUUCCAUGUCAAAUUAUUAUAUCGCUUAGACUUGUUUUUGUUGGAUGUUUGCUAAUGUUGAUACUUUUACUACCACAGUGCGUGCUUGGUAGCAUAACUGUUAUAUUCUUUAUAUUCAAAUUGUGCAAUAUCAUGAAUUUGUUUUAUAUAAUUGACCAGUCGCCAGGCAUCAAGUGAACAGUAUGUUGACCCUUAAAAGUAUCAUAAAAUUAAAAUCCAUUAAUAAACGAUGGUACACCAUAGAAAAUCAGAGUGAUUUAUUGAAAAACAAAAUUUGCAAAAAGGAGCUGUCAGAUAAAAAUCGUAUCUGGGACUGGUUAAUUACAUGUAUGGUCGAACCACACAAAAUAUUCUCAUUGGAAUACUGUUUUUCUUGUGUCAUUAAUCAAUAAUUUUAUCAAUUGUGAUUUUGUAGCAGAUUAGUGUUUUAUUUAAAGGAAAAUAAAAUGAGAA